This is a messenger RNA of Thrips palmi, 3268 nucleotides long. RefSeq lists its product as uncharacterized. Gene Ontology annotation, biological process: negative regulation of cyclin-dependent protein serine/threonine kinase activity; negative regulation of transcription by RNA polymerase II. Lineage: Eukaryota; Metazoa; Arthropoda; Insecta; Thysanoptera; Thripidae. The coding region runs from base 224 to 1111 and encodes 295 amino acids. The record is from RefSeq and is a predicted model, not a curated record. Gene Ontology annotation, molecular function: cyclin-dependent protein serine/threonine kinase inhibitor activity; 7SK snRNA binding. Gene Ontology annotation, cellular component: nucleus; cytoplasm; nucleoplasm. The transcript has 2 exons.
CCCCACGCCCAUCCUUCCCGACUCGCGUCGCGGGCGAGCGUGAGCAAAGCGAAGCCUCGCCUCGCCUCAGUUGGAACGGGCGAAAUGGCUCUUGUGGUCGUGGAAUUUUCUCCCGUCGAAGUGAUUUGCUUUUGGGAAUCAUCAGUUACCGUACCCUCUCGUGUAAAGCGAAGAUCUUGCAAUCGUUGAGUGGUCCGCCGUGUUUCGAAACUUUCGUGAAGUAAUGUUAGAAGAAAAUCCGAAGAUGUUGUGUGAAGUGGGUCCUGUGCGCACAACGUGGGAAUCAAGGGAGAGGAGAAAACGUCAUCGUCGAGGGAAGAAGCGGCUCGUAGGCAGAACUGCGGCGGUGCACCCGCCUGACCUGCAUUUGAGUAAGUCUGGCGGGGAAAGGGGAACUGAUGAGGACUCAUUUGAGUCGGGGUCGGAGAUGAGUGUUUUGGGGUCUCUUACCCCUAAACAUGUAGGCAACCAGCGUCCCCCUCAGCCGUCAUUACGACCUAUCAUCGUCCCAAAGGCUCCUGAGAACUCUACACAGUUCUUGAUCGACGAUCACGAAGAUUCCACCCAGUUCCUUAAUUUUGAGGACAGUUACAAAUCCCCUGCGUGGUGUGGGCCUAUGGAUGACCCAGAUGCGUAUUUCCCCACUGAUUGUGAUGAAGAUAAAGAUGCGUUCAGUCAUAUGUAUUAUAUGCGUGAUUUUGAGUCAGAGUACCAAAGUGCACGGGAAGAAGUCUUGCUAGAUUGGUCAAGAGAAAUGCUUUUUGAAGAAAUACAAAAACUGGAGCAAAAAGCCCAAUCACUCGAAGAGCUUCUGAACAUGCGCGACCCGUACAAGUACCUCUCAAGUCUUCAGGAGAAACUGAUUCGCCUCCAAGAAGAAAAUAGACGCUUGCAAGCAGCUCUGCAAUCUGACAGGAGCAGCAGCAGCAAUCCAACAUCUGAUGAAGACGUGAGCCCCUGCCAACGGCAACGUGCAGAUACUGCAUCCGACUUGGUGAUGGUAGUGGCCCCAUUGUCCCUUCAAGAUGGAUCUCUCAAGAGCGAUUCUGUCCACACUAGUCAGUCUUUGAUUGACUCUCACCAUCGUCCAGUGGCAGAGGUGGAAUCUUAACUGUCAAAGCUUUCCAUUUCAGAUUUCAGUGAUAGGGUUUGUGAGUAUAUUUUAUUUACAAAAUUGUCAAGUUUCUUUCAACCCUAACAUAUUUGACUGCAAUGUGAUAUUCAUUCUGUUACUCUGCAAUGAACAACAAAAUAAAAGAUGACGCUUAUUAUCUAUAUGACUGUACAUUGUAUAUAGCGGUACCCAAAUGAAUGCAAUUGGUCUCAUUGUUGGAACUUUGGUGUGGCUCACAGUCAUUCAAUGAUUUUUUACCAAUUACACCUGUGAUUCUUCUUAGUUUUCCUCUUUUGUCAAAUGAGUGGACAUAUUUAGGCUAGCUUACUGUAUUUUCGGUGUACAUAAUUAUUAUAUAAGCGAAAAUUGGAUAUUUUGUUCAAGUGCACAUAAAAUUAGCUUCUGUUGGAAUACCCAAAUACUGCUGUGUCCUUUGCUUGAUAAUGAUGUGCCCAGGCAAAAUGAUUAUCUUUUUGAGGUAUCUUUAGCUUAUCUGCUGGUAAUGAGGAGGUUCAGAAACUCAUGUACGGAAAUGUUUUGUCAUGAUAUGUUACCUUUAUUUCUUUUUCAUACUACUGUCUGUAUUUCAUUGUUUUCUAUACUGUUGUUUCUCUAAAUUGAUAAUUAGUGUAGACAUGUCACACAUUGGUCUAUUCUGAUUUUUUUUUUUUUUUUUGAAAUGUUUAAAUUGAUUAUGUUGUCUCAGAAUGAAAGAAAUUAUCCAGCCAAAAUCACUUUCCUUUCAGUAUUGACAAUAAAUGUAAGAUUGGCCAUAAUUGUGUAAGUCAGUUUACAUAUUACAUUUAAAUGUGAAGAGACUGAUCAUUUUAAAUUAUUUAUUUAUUUUUCAAAACAAAAGAAACAAAAAAAAAAUAUCAUUUGAAAGUAUGUACCUGUGGAACAGUGAUGACCUCUGAUUGAUUUGUUGGCAAAAUUCUCAUUGUUCUUGAAUAAUUAUUUUGAGAAGUCCAAAUUAUGAGUGGCUGUUAAGUCUCUGUGGGUUUAGCAGCAUUUGCAUUUAGAAUUUUAUCAUUCUGCUGACGGGAUCUCCUGAUACAGUUGUUCUUUUCCUUAUUAUUUGAUCUGCAUCUCGAUUUGUGUCCUUAGGGUAGCGUUUGUUUAUCCCGUAGUAUUUUAAGUGAAAAGGAAGGUUGGUGGUCUGUGAUGCAGUAGUCUUAGUUUUAGUCCUUACCAUGUUACUCCUACAACUAACUCGGCCUUUACUUUGAUCUUGCUGUUGCUUCACCCUUUAUUGAGUGUUCUCUUCAUUUUUUGACUGGAUUUUUUACACAUGCUUGUAUGGCUUCGAUUGUGGAGCUGAACUAUGCAAUCCUGGUGAAUUAAAUUAUGUUCAUUGUGUUAUUUAUUUUGUUUACUUUUGCCCACUGUGUGUUGUAAAAACAGUAUCAAAGAAUAGGUUUGAAAACCCAGUGGAUUUCUACUUCACUUUUGCACCUUGUCUUUUUUUCAUUAAUUUUUUUUGCGUUUUUCGAAGCAUAGAAAUGAAUUUGGAAAGCUGAAAAAAGUACUAAGGUGUACCUCAUGAGAAAAUUAAAUGUUCCUUUCAUUAUGAUGUAUUAUUGUUUGUUUCAUUUGGUUUGUCUUCUGUCUAAUUUUGCCUGUUUUAAUGUUCAAAUUUAUCAAAUUAACAUGUCAGAAGAUCUAGUGUGUGUUUUUAUGCAUCACAUCUUGUUUUCAGCACCACAUGAAACAAAUUUUUAGUUUGUCUUUGCUUUGCUAAGUGUCCUCUUCUGAUUCCUCUUUAUAAGUUGGCAUGCAGGAACCCAUCUCUCUGAAAAUGUAUGUUUGAAAUCUCCAUAUUAUGUGACAGUUCUUUGUUGCAAGACUCUAGAGCUUUUAUUGUUGAAGAAGUAUUUUAUUCCUCUGUUACUGUUUGAUGAAAUGUGUUUUCUGGGUUUGUGUUCUAUCUCUUCCUAUGCUUUCUUAUUGAUUCUUCUCAACAGUGGAAAGAAAAUUGUUCCCCCAGAUAAAAAUUGACCUGUACGAAAAGCCAUGUACAUAAUAUGUAUAAAAUGUAAUCAGAAGAGCAUGAAAUGUUGGAUACAUAUUGUUUGGGUAAGGACUAUGUUAUUUAGCGUUAAAUCCCUUUAUUUUAAGUGUGAGACCUUUUAAUAAUAAACAUAGAUGCGUUCA